GAUGUAAAGGAGUGGAACAUGAAGAUCUCAGCGUGGAGUCGGGCCGGCGAGCAUUCGCGAGCGGUCGGAUGUCUGCAAGAGAUGAUGGAUGCGGGCGUUGCGCCGAACGUGAUCAGCUUCAGUGCGGCCAUCUCUGCGUGCGAGAAGACAGGGCGGUGGCAGGAGGCGCUGCGGCUGUUGCAAAGGAUGCAGGCUGUGCACGUGGUGCCGGACGUGAUCAGCUUCAGCGCGGCCAUGUCGGCGUGCGUGAAGGGCGAGGAGUGGGACAAGGCCCUCACUAUUCUUCAGCGGAUGCGAGAGACGCCGGGUGUCGAGCCGAACGCGUGGAUCCUCGGAGUGGCGAUCCUCGCAUGCAAGGGGGGCGGGCGGUGGGAGCAGGCGUUGCAGCUGCUCGAAGAGCUCUGCGAGCCGGACGUGAUUAGUCUGAACGUGGCGAUCCUCGCGUGCAAGGGGAUUGGGCGGUGGGAGCAGGCGCUGCAGCUGCUCGACGAGAUAUGUGAGAUGGGCGAGACGCCGGGCGUGAUCAGCUUCAACGCGGCCAUGUCGGCGUGCGUCAACGGCGAGCAGUGGGGCAAGGCCCUCUCUCUCCUUCGGCAGAUGCGAGGGACGCCGGGUGUCGAGCCGAACGUAAUUAGUCUGAACGUGGCGAUCCUCGCGUGCAAGGGGAGCGGGCGGUGGGAGCAGGCGCUGGAGCUGCUCGACGAGAUCUGUGAGAUGGGCGAGACGCCGGACGUGAUCAGCUUUAGCGCGGCCAUGUCGGCGUGCGUGAAGGGCGAGGAGUGGGGCAAGGCCCUCACUCUUCUUCAGCGGAUGCGAGAGCCGCCGGGUGUCAAGCCGGACGUAAUUAGUCUGAACGUGGCGAUCCUCGCGUGCAAGGGGAGCGGGCGGUGGGAGCAGGCGCUGCAGCUGCUCGACGAGAUCUGUGAGAUGGGCGAGACACCGGGCGUGAUCAGCUUCAACGCGGCCAUGUCGGCGUGUGUCAACGGCGAGCAGUGGGACAAGGCGCUCUCUCUCCUUCAACAGAUGCGAGGGACGCCGGGUGUCGAGCCGGACGUGAUUAGUCUGAACGUGGCGAUCCUCGCGUGCAAGGGGAUUGGGCGGUGGGAGCAGGCGCUGCAGCUGCUCGACGAGAUAUGUGAGAUGGGCGAGACGCCGGGCGUGAUCAGCUUCAACGCGGCCAUGUCGGCGUGCGUCAACGGCGAGCAGUGGGGCAAGGCCCUCUCUCUCCUUCGGCAGAUGCGAGGGACGCCGGGUGUCGAGCCGAACGUAAUUAGUCUGAACGUGGCGAUCCUCGCGUGCAAGGGGAGCGGGCGGUGGGAGCAGGCGCUGGAGCUGCUCGACGAGAUCUGUGAGAUGGGCGAGACGCCGGACGUGAUCAGCUUCAGCGCGGCCAUGUCGGCGUGCGUGAAGGGCGAGGAGUGGGGCAAGGCCCUCACUCUUCUUCAGCGGAUGCGAGAGCCGCCGGGUGUCAAGCCGGACGUAAUUAGUCUGAACGUGGCGAUCCUCGCGUGCAAGGGGAGCGGGCGGUGGGAGCAGGCGCUGCAGCUGCUC
Emiliania huxleyi CCMP1516 is the source of this 1551-nucleotide messenger RNA. RefSeq lists its product as hypothetical. The annotation marks the transcript as partial. The transcript has a single exon. Lineage: Eukaryota; Haptophyta; Isochrysidales; Noelaerhabdaceae. Gene Ontology annotation, molecular function: protein binding. The record is from RefSeq and is a predicted model, not a curated record.